Diceros bicornis minor is the source of this 381-nucleotide messenger RNA. RefSeq names its product ral guanine nucleotide dissociation stimulator-like. Gene Ontology annotation, biological process: positive regulation of GTPase activity; Ras protein signal transduction. The record is from RefSeq and is a predicted model, not a curated record. The transcript is spliced from 3 exons. Gene Ontology annotation, cellular component: plasma membrane. Gene Ontology annotation, molecular function: guanyl-nucleotide exchange factor activity. Bases 40 to 381 code for a protein of 113 amino acids. NCBI's taxonomy places the organism in Eukaryota, Metazoa, Chordata, Mammalia, Perissodactyla, Rhinocerotidae.
CCUGUGCUUGUUAAGCAGCAUGAGAAGAAGCCUAACCUCAUGGCCUUCCCUCCUAAGCUGGUGGUGGAGCAGUUGACCUUGAUGGAUGCUGAGCUCUUCCGGAAGGUGGUGCCCUCUCAGUGCCUGGGCUCCACCUGGGGCAAGAGGAACAAGCCUGGCAAUGAGCACCUGGCACCCACUCUCCAGGCCACCGUCGACCACAUCAGAAGAGUGGUCAGCCUCAUCAUCACCACCUGCCUCGGGGACCUGAGCAUGACGGUGCCGGACAGGGAGUGCAAGAUCCUGAAGAACCUCUCCUCACCCUGUACUGUCAUCUCUGCUCUGCAGAAAACCUCCACAAACCACCUGAAAAAUACACGAGGGAAGUUUCCUGGUGGGUAG